This is a messenger RNA of Marasmius oreades (fairy-ring Marasmius), 1293 nucleotides long. RefSeq lists its product as uncharacterized. Lineage: Eukaryota; Fungi; Basidiomycota; Agaricomycetes; Agaricales; Marasmiaceae. The transcript is spliced from 9 exons. The record is from RefSeq and is a predicted model, not a curated record. The coding region runs from base 1 to 1293 and encodes 430 amino acids.
AUGUCUGCUGCUGAUCACUUAUUGAACGUCAAAAAGGAAAUCGCCGAUUCCUUCCCCAAUUUUGAGGUUAACGCUACAAAAGCAUGGCAGGAAAUUAUCUCUGAACUCGCCAAGAAGGCGGAGACGAUUUCUGCCACUGGGACACCUUACAUCCCACAAGUCAAGUUUUCGGAAUUAUCCACUCUCUCUCCUGAAAAGGUCGCAGAAAUAAAACGCAAAGGAUCAGUUGUAAUCAAAGAUGUAGUCGACGAUGUUCAGGCAGCUGGUUGGAAGACUUCUCUCGAGGAAUUUGUCAAGGCCAACCCGACUGGAAUUGAAGGCUUUCCCGAAGGCAACUUACAGUUUUUCCAGCUAUACUGGACCAAACCUCAAGUCGAAGCGCGCUCUCAUCCCAACGUCCUGGCAGCUUCUGCAUGGCUGAACAAUCUAUAUACCUCAUCUCCGGACACGCACGUUGAGGGAGUAGACAUGUCAACGCCCUUGACCUAUGCCGAUCGAUUUAGGAUCAGACAUCCAGGAGGUCAUUGGGGAGCUCACCCACCCCAUGUCGAUGGUGGAACAAUUGAACGUUGGGAAGAUCCCGUGUUCCGGACAUGUUUCGCUGAGAUUUUUAAUGGAAAUUGGCGCGCCCACAACCCGUACGACUUGCGUGGCCGGCUGGAUGCCCGUACUUCCAUACAUCGAAGACCUAAUCAGGCAUCUGUCUUCCGAACAUUUCAAGGAUGGCUUGCGAUGAGCGAAACUGGACCGACACGUGGAACUUUGAGAGUGUUCCCUGAUGUCCUGCUCUCCAACGCGUAUAUUAUUUUGCGACCUUUCUUCCGACCCAUCGCAUCUUCAGGCUCAAAGGAUUUCCUCAGCCCCGAGAAUUGGAAAUUCGACAUCUCCUACCCCGAAUUUCCUGGACUUCACCCAAGAGAUGGGGGAUACUAUGGUCCACGACCAACAGUAGAGACCCAUCCUCACAUGUUACUCGACAAGACAAUGACUUCCGUACCGGAUGUCUCUCCUGGCGAUGCAGUGUUCUGGCACUGCGAUGUUGUCCAUGCUGUUGAACCAGAACAUCUGGGGAAGGAUGAUUCCGCAGUGAUGUACAUUCCGGCUGUCCCAUUCACUCCCUUGAAUCAAGCAUAUGUUAAUAAACAGAGGGAGGCGUUUUUGAAUGGAGUUGUCCCUCCUGAUUUCCCGAAAGUCCAGGUUAAUGAGGCGGAGUUAAGAGGCAUUGGAAAGGCGGAUGACAUUUUGUCUCCUCUUGGUGAACGCGCGAUGGGGUUCCCGAUUUCGGUCGCUUAG